This is a messenger RNA of Paramisgurnus dabryanus, 329 nucleotides long. The record is from RefSeq and is a predicted model, not a curated record. NCBI's taxonomy places the organism in Eukaryota, Metazoa, Chordata, Actinopteri, Cypriniformes, Cobitidae.
ACAGUCCUGCUGAGAUGUUCUCCCAGUUCCAGGUGGUUAUGGUGACUCUGUCAGUCUCUCUACUGGUGUGCAGUUCUGCACCAAGAGGGGAUAUACUGCUUCAGCUUCUCCGAUCAGGAGACCCCACUGAAGAUGAGCUCCAGGAUCUUUCUCGUUUACUCUUACUGAAGCAUCUUUCUGAGUCAGUGGCUCAAGAUGAGAGAGAUGUCAUUGCAGGCAAUGAUGACCUUGAUGUUCAUGAUGAAGUGAUUCGUGAGCUUCCCCUUUCUCAGCGAGAACGUAAAGCAGGCUGUCGGAAUUUCUACUGGAAGACCUUCACUUCUUGUUAG